AUUUUGACAGUGACAGAGCAAAACCAAAAAUCCAAAGCUAAACCGAUCGUGUUGUGUAACUAGUUUUGUUGAAAUAUCUUAGCUCCACCCAAAAUGCUGAGCUACAAAUACUAUGACUCUCCAGAAGGCCAAGAUAUUUUCAAGAAGACCUUUGUCACUUCAAAGUAUGCAGCUAUUACUGGCCUCACAGCAGCUUCAUUCGACGUGCUUAUGUACUCUCACCCCAAAGGUUUCGUCAAUACUAUUGGCCGAUAUGCUUGGUUUAUCGGCCCCAUGGUCGGAAUGGCAGCAGCGUUUACGGUGACUACGAAUGUGGCCCAAAAUAUCAGAGGGAAGAACGAUAAAAUCAAUUAUUUCCUAGGCGGAGUAGCUGCUGGAUCAGUAUUUGGAGCCUGGCAACGAAAUGCAACUGUAGCUGUGCCUCUAAGUGUGCUCCUGGGCGUCGCAGCUGUCAUUAAGAAAACUGGUGUUGAUGAAGGCUGGACUUUCUUCCCUGAGAUUAGUCAUGCCACCAAGACCAUUCAAUCUGUAAGACACGAUUGGACACUAGUCAAGGAUUUGGAAGAAUAUAAAAACUUUACGACUGGUCCAAAUUAAACUGGAAAAUUUAGCAGAAUGGUAGUGUAAAUAAGAACAAUUUGUAAUUAAUUUUAUUUAAGUGUUACAAUAAAACAGAUGCUUGAAA
Plodia interpunctella (Indianmeal moth) is the source of this 685-nucleotide messenger RNA. RefSeq names its product NADH dehydrogenase (ubiquinone) B14.7 subunit (gene ND-B14.7). Gene Ontology annotation, biological process: mitochondrial respiratory chain complex I assembly. The record is from RefSeq and is a predicted model, not a curated record. The coding region runs from base 94 to 597 and encodes 167 amino acids. The transcript is spliced from 2 exons. Lineage: Eukaryota; Metazoa; Arthropoda; Insecta; Lepidoptera; Pyralidae.